AGAAAUUAAAAAGUUCUAUUUGCGAAUGACUUGUGUAAAAGAUAUGGACAAUGAUUUAAUUAACAAACAUUAUAUGCAACCCCCAGAUAAUAUUCUAUGAAAGAGUGAAAAAACAGUGUGGUCAAGCAAAAUUGUUUCUCUUAAUAAUUUAUUUAGUUUAGUGUCGUGUAUUUGUGUUAUAAAAGUAAAAUUCGACGAUAAUCUGACGAUAAAUAACAAUGGGAAAUACGAGAUCACAACCUUGCGGACGAAGCAAAACUCUUUAUUUAUUCUAUCUUAUCCACCGAACAUGGAACGUCGUCAUAGAUCGGAAGGAUCAAGAUCGUUGUGACGAUACCGAUAGAGAAACAGACUUAUCAUCAAGAUGCAGCACUUGCAACGUAUGCGAUUACCGACGGGACAGUCUGAUCUUCGAAAGCGAGUCGGACAUGGCGCCCAAUGCGGAGGAGGAACUGUUGGUUGUGAAACCAUGGGGACCGCAACCAGAAAAGGAACGCUUGAGACCACCCACGUAUAAUGCCGAAGAUUACGCAAUCGCGCUGAGACGAUGGGGAAGACGCCCAUUAGGAACCGUUCAAGACUCUCAAGGUACUUUGCCGUCAACAACCAGUUCGAGUUCCGGUUACGCAUCCGGAAGUGGCGAGAUGACCUUGAGACAAUUCACAUCGGUCAGCGAGCUGUUAAAUAAACUCAGAGCCGAUCUCAGACUUGCCUUUCCCAGCUUCGUGCAAGAGUUCGCCUCCCCGCCGGCGGAUGGAAUGACCCUGCUGCUCGAAACUUUACGCGGCGUUCAACUGGCUCAAAGUUCACCCCCGAAUUCGGGGCAGACUGGACCUAGAAUCGGUACCAGAAGGGCUGCCCUGGACGAAUUGGGGUGCGUGGAAUGCCUGGCGGCAUGCGGCGAACGAUGCGCCGAUGCACCGCGGCUCUUAGUGCAGGCGCAACCUGGCCUCCUAGCUCUCGCGGUCUGUCUGACUAGUAGUCUCAACCGGUCCCGAGUUCUGGCUCUUCAG
Messenger RNA from Mycetomoellerius zeteki, 1013 nucleotides. RefSeq lists its product as uncharacterized. The annotation marks the transcript as partial. Gene Ontology annotation, biological process: regulation of cell shape; cortical actin cytoskeleton organization; cell migration. The record is from RefSeq and is a predicted model, not a curated record. Gene Ontology annotation, molecular function: actin filament binding. NCBI's taxonomy places the organism in Eukaryota, Metazoa, Arthropoda, Insecta, Hymenoptera, Formicidae. The transcript is spliced from 4 exons. Gene Ontology annotation, cellular component: cytosol.